AUGAGAUCAGGAAUUAACCGAGUCAUGUCUAACCUCCCUCCUCUCUCGCCCGACGGGAAGUGGGUUAAACGGCCUAUGAUAGGCUGUAUUGGCGCUAGCCUUCCAUGUGCAUCAUUCCAACAAAUCUGCUCAGACUUCUUCGAUGCGAGAACGACUGCUGUUUUAUCUGAAUAUGUCACGUCCGGAUAUCGACUAGAAAUCCGCAGUCGGCCGCAAUCAACAUUGAGAUUGGCCAAGUGUCCUUGUACGAAUCGAACUGGCCCAAGUCUAUACACAAUGGCCGCCUACAUCCUGUCACAAGUUUAUUGCGGGCACCAAUUAGAUCAGCGUCGCCUCGACUCCCUUCGAAGUUCAGUCCCAUCGCUGGAUGUUUUUGGUACCACACCUCGCUCGCAAUCUUAUACGUGCAAUGCCACGCAGGCUCGUCUCGACUCCCUACAAAGUCCAGUCCCUCCACCAGAUGUUUUUGGCACCACUUCGAGCCCACAAUCUUAUAUGUGCAAUGCGACCGAUCUAAUCGCACAAAGCACUCCACACAAAUCCCUCUCAGAGCCUGAUGACCUCCCGAAAAUAGGAAGUUUUACACAGCACAAGUGCUUUGAAAAUAUCUUUGAAGGUGAAGAAGAACACUGUCUUUAUGUUGACACCGACUUCUCCGAUGGAAGAGGAAUGUCGAUCCUCACGCGCCCAUCAAUCCUCAAAGAAGAUAUCUCUGAACUCCCGAUCUUCAAAUCGAAAGCUUUUGUGGUCACUCAAGCAGAGCGCGAAUCAGUGGCAUACAACGUCACCCCGAUCGUCGCGAAGGGUAAUGGUGCCCUUGCUACACGUCAAAUUCUCAAAGGUGAACUGAUCAACUCAGAUCAUGCUGCCGCUGUCAUCAUCAUGGAAUUCGCAGCUUUCCGUCGCCGCGACUUUGAUGAUAUUUGUGUCUCGGCUUUUGAUUUGUUACCCGCGCCUACCGAAUCAAGUCUCAGGAAGUUGCACGGAGUCGGUCAUAACAAAACAGAUCGUGUCCGUACAGCCAUUCAACGUAAUGCGUUUGGGUCUCACCGCGGUCGUGAGGAGGUGCUUCACUAUGCAGUUGUACCUGAACCUUCAGUAUUCAACCAUGAAUGUCGUCCCAAUUCGGCUUUCUAUUUCGAUGAUAAAACCCUGCGAGUCUACGCACACGCCGUUCGGGACAUUGCCUUAGGGGAAGAGAUUACGAUUGCGUACCGUGCUAUGAAAGCAUCCAGAGCGGGCCGACAAGCCGCGAUUGCACAUUACGGCUUCUCAUGUACAUGUAGUCAUUGUAGCAUGUCUGAUGAAGAGUCCAGAGCGUCCGACCAGCGCAUCGAAGAAAUUGACGCCAUUCUGGCUCAUCUAGACGACUAUACCUACAAAUCCAAAGCUAAUCUAGAUACAGCAGAUAGGCUGAUUCAACUCUACCACGAGGAACGGCUUGACGGCCUAAUGGCAGAAGCUUAUACGCUUGCCACAAUGACAUACAAUUCAUUUGGAGAAAUAGAAGGAGUUAAGAAACAUGCCGCCUUAGCUCGGUCCGCUGGAAUCCUUGUCGCUGGACCUGAAUGGUCUGAGUUACCUGCAAUUGAGGAGUUCUUGGAACAUCCUCAGACACAUUGGACUUAUAACACACGUCAAGGUAUGCGUUCGAGGCAGAAAUCGAAUCAGUUAGAAGAGCCUUGA
Molecule: messenger RNA, 1686 nt
Organism: Melampsora larici-populina 98AG31
Lineage: Eukaryota; Fungi; Basidiomycota; Pucciniomycetes; Pucciniales; Melampsoraceae
Exons: 5
Coding region: 1-1686 (561 amino acids)
Molecular function (GO): protein binding
Source: RefSeq, a predicted model, not a curated record